AUGCAUUUUCUUUGCCUACAUGGAGUGGGCACAAAUAGCAAAAUCCUUGAAGUCCAGAGUGCGGCUGUACGCCGUGAACUAGGUGAUUCGCACACCUACGACUACGCGGAGGGUACACUCCCUACUCCAAUCCUUCCUGAAAUCUCCCCCCACUUCCCAGAUGAAGACGAGGGCUUCGCGUACUUCGAUCCCAGCCGUCCCGAGACUCUCACGGUGGCAAUGGACAACUUGGAAGCCUUUAUUCUAAGCGAGGGGCCAUUUGACGGAAUACUUGCAUUUUCCCAUGGAGCUCAGUUGGCUGCAACCUUUUUGGUCGAGCGCGGUCAGGUCCAAGGAUCUGCGGGGGCUCGAACAUAUAUGACGGAUGAGCGAGAAGGUGGCGACCAUGUGAUGCUGCAUCUUCCAACCGCCCAUUUCUGGGGCCAAAACGAUGACCUUCGGAGCUACGGACUAGAAUUUGGACCUAGUUUCCAAACCCUUUCACAAGCAGAAUGGACGAACUUUGCAAGUCGUGCAGUCCUCACUAUUCAUCCGGCCUCUGAGUACGUGGCACACCCUUGUACUCUGGAUGCUUUGCUUCACCUACCAAUGGUUGCUCUCACGCAAAAUCCAAGACGCCCAAAGUCGACAGCUAUCUCGGCAAAGAUCCGCCGCAUCUGGCUGGACGCUUCAGGCCUCAGUCAUCAAUCCGCCGAGACCCUCAAUGCGACCUCGAUCGUCGUUGCUGAGGAUCGUCGGGGGUGUGAGGUUCAGUCUCAUGCAUUGAACUCUACCCGCACCAGAAUUCUGGCCCAGGUGGAAGGGCUACGCUUGGCCGUAGUCAACACCACGGCGAAAAAUUCUUCUAACUCGCAAGAAGCAGACCGGGAACAAGUUUGGAAUCCGGUCUGGCAGCCUGAUAUUGACCUUAUGACUCUCACCGAACGACAACAAUGGUGCAUGGAACUUCCGAAUGAUUCAGAGAGCGACACGGAUGAGCUUGCGGAUUUUUAUCGAGAUCUAGCGUUUCUGCAUUAUUCAUAUCUGAAGCAAGUCAUCAAUGAUGAUAUGACGCCUCAGCAGCCUCAUUUGCAGCAAUACUUGCAAUGGGCGAAGGAGCAGGUUCAACGAGUAGAAUCUGGCAGAACGCCGCAUUGGGGAGAUGACUGGAAGAUGCUAGCUCAGGAUCUAGGUGGGCGACAGGUCAUAGAAAACAAGCUACUAGAGACAAACGCUCAAGGAAAAGCGCAUGUUGAAGUAGCUCGACAUCUGGAUCAAAUCCUGGCCGACCGACUUGAUCCAUUAGAGUUUCUUUUCACGUCGCCUCUUCUGGACAAUCUCUACGCUGAGCUGAGUGACCACCGUAUGGCAUGCUUUAAGCAGCUGGACCGGUAUCUUAAGCUAUUCGCACACAAGACUCCAAAUGCACGGUACUUAGAAAUUGGCGCUGGAACUGGUGGGACGACAGCAGCGAUUUUAAGUUCACUCCAGGGUGAUGAAGCGGGCGUUGGCUCGGCAGGAACUCUGUACCAGGACUUCACCUACUCUGACAUUUCGGAAGCAUUCUUUGACGCGGCGAAAUCACGUUUCGGGAGGUAUCCGAACAUGCUCUUCCGCCAGUUAGACAUUAGCAAAAACGUGGCCCACCAGGGCUUUAUUGAGGGUUCAUACGAUGUGAUUGUGGCAGCCAACGUCUUGCAUGCCACGGAGGAUCUACGUGCCACCUUGGAGACUGUGCAGACUCUGCUACGGCCUGGAGGUAAGCUGAUCUUAUUUGAGAUAACUGCACCCGAACUAGGUCGCAGUGGGUUUAUCAUGGGACUGCUCCCUGGGUGGUGGCUUAGCUCCGAAGGUUAUCGGCCUCGAGGGCCUUGUGUGGCUUCGGCUACAUGGAACACGCUAUUUGAGGAAGCCGGCUUCACAGGACUGGAACAUGAAUUUUAUGAUUAUAUCAAAGAUGAAUCUUAUGAGCUAAGUGUGCUCAUCACCUCCAAAAAGCCUGAACCGUCCGCUGCGAUGCUGCAACGGCAAACUGCCUCGGAAUCAGCCACAGACACCAUAAACAUUGUCCCAAGUUCGAUCGGCCUUUCAAAGGAGAAUGGACACUUCAAGAAUGCCAUAGCAAUCCAAAAAUAUCUCCAUGGCAUUGGUUUAUCGAGUCAAUUGAUUUCUAUGGACAAAAUUUCCCGCAGCACAGGCCUGACAAUCGUGACCGCCGAUUUGGAUCUUGAGCGGCCCUUCCUAGAGAAAAUGCGCCCCAGAGACUUUGCUGCAAUGCAAAACCUCAUUUCCCGCAGCCAAAACCUGGUCUGGGUCACGCGCACUGUUGAUGACGGCUCUUCUUCCCCGUCCUACAACAUGAUCGCAGGAUUAGUGCGGGUCAUACACGCGGAAGAGGAAGGACAUAGACUUUUGCGGGUAGGAUUGGAGCCCAUCUCGAGUGACGGACCUAGUGAGUCACAAAUGACUGGGCUUCUUAGCGCAAUCCAGCAGAUGAUUGGCGCGGCUUCGGCAGAUACCUUUGAAAUGGAAUUCGAGCAGCGGAAUGGGCUUUUCCAGAUACCUCGCCUGAAGCUCGACACAGAGUGCCAGGACGGCAUCCAUGAGAUCCUACAUCCACAGGUGUCACGCGACUUGCCUUGGAAUCAGGCUCCUUUGCCAUUGAGGCUCACGACUGAAACACCGGGGCUAUUGGAAUCCUUGCGGUUUGUCGUGGAUGAGGAUCAGCAAAAGGUGCCCCUGGCCGACGAUGAAGUGGAGAUCGAGGUGCGGGCUGUGGGAGUAAAUUUCAAAGACUGCCUUAUUGCACUGGGAAGGGUGCCGGCAGAAACUUUGGGAAAUGAGUGCGCUGGCAUCGUGACACGAGUGGGUGCUUCCUAUCGGUCGAAAUUUACCAUCGGCGACCGUGUGUGCAUGUCUACGGUCGAGGCUUUCAAGACAUUUGCGCGCAGCAAAGCACAGGGUGUAUGUCGUCUCCCUGAUUCCAUGGACUUCACGACGGCGGCGGCAAUACCUACACAGUUUGUUACAGCUUGGACAAGUCUCCGGGAAAUUGGUCGUUUGACCCGUGGUGAAAGCGUUCUUAUCCACGCUGGUGCUGGUGGCACAGGUCAGGCAGCCGUACAGAUCAGUCAGUAUCUCGGGGCCGAGGUCUUCGUGACAGUGAGUUCAGACGCCAAAAAGCGGCUACUGACGACCACGUAUGGAAUCCCCGAGGACCACAUCUUUUAUAGCCGAGAUACUUCCUUUGCCGUUGGCGUCAAGAACGCCACGGGAGGCCGCGGGGUGAAUCUGGUGCUCAACUCUCUUUCGGGUGAUAGCCUGUUAGCAUCGUGGGAUUGUCUCGCCCCGUACGGCCGAUUCGUAGAGAUUGGGAAAAAGGAUAUUCUCGAAAAUGCCUCCCUACCUAUGCUCCCCUUCAACCGGGGCGUCAGUUUCUCAGCCUUUGAUGGACCGACUUGGAUGCUUGAACGUCCCGAGCAGGCCGAACGCGGCAUCCAUGCUAUCAUGGAUCUGUUCAAGCAAAAUGUCUUCCACGUUGCCGAGCCUCUGCAGAUACGCCCUGUAUCAGAAGUGCGAGAGGCGUUCGCAGCACUGGCCGAUGGCAAAACCAGCGGGAAAACAGUGAUCUCGAUCACUCCCACGGCUAUCGUUCCCAUGACCAUUCCUCGCGUCUCGAGUUCGGAUACUGGCUUUCCAUCCGACGCAACGUACGUUCUGGCAGGUGGAUUUGGAGGCAUUGGUCGAAGUAUCGCGCGAUGGAUGGCCCAACGGGGUGCCCGUAGCCUUCUCAUUCUCUCCCGCAGUGGUCCCCGAACCCCCGAGGCCUGCUCCCUGGUUCAGGAGCUCACCAGGACUGGUGUCGCUGUUCAAGCGCCUGCCUGUGAUAUCACCGAUUCUAGGGCAUUGCAAUCUGUGAUUUCUGAGUGUCAAAGGAACAUGUCCCCCAUCCGCGGUUGCAUCCAGGCGUCAAUGGUUCUACAAGAUACCUUGUUAAGAGACAUGACUCAUCCCCAAUGGGCAGCUGCCGUGGAUCCCAAGGUUGUCGGAACCUGGAACUUGCAUACCUGCCUUGAAAAGGAGCGACUCAGCUUCUUUAUCUGCCUAUCUUCCGUUUCUGGCGUGGCGGGUCAGCGCGGCCAGUCUAAUUAUGCCGCAGGAAACACUUUUCAGGAUAGUUUAGCCCGCUACCGUAUCGCGCGGGGUCAGCCAGCUGUCAGUCUUGAUCUAGGUGCCAUGGUUGAUGAUGGCUUCCUCACUCAGAACCAAGCCGUCCGCGAGAGACUGGUAGGAGGCGGCUCAAUGUUGCCCGUCACACGGGAAAAGUUUUUGGCGGUCUUGGAGUAUUACUGUUGUCGCCUUCCUGUAGCUGGCAUGGGCAACAGCCAAUUGACAAUAGCCAACUCCCAGACGGUCUUUGGAGUAAAUACUCCACAGGCUAUGUAUGCGCGGGGACUGGACUUGCCUAACUGGAUGCAGCGCCCCAUAUUUAGCUUCCUGCAUCGAGCUUUUUCCUCUAGUCAGCAAACUCACCGGGGCCGGAACCAGCGUGAUUUCAGGGCAGAUAUAGCGCAGGCUACAACAAUUGAAAAGGCCACUCAGAUUAUUGCUGACGCCCUGGUCUCGAAGCUAGUGCGGAGCCUGUCCGCUCUGGAAGCCGAGAAAGUGAAAGUGGAUAUGCCAAUUGUGAGUUAUGGUGUUGAUUCGUUGCUUGCAGUCGAGAUCCGGAGCUGGUUGGGUAGUACCUUUCAGGCCGACGUGCCCACAUUCGAAAUCCUUGGAGGAAUAGAUUUUGAGCGACUGGGAAGACUUGUGGCAAUUAGGAGCACUGCGAAGAAAGGUUGGGCUUGA
Molecule: messenger RNA, 4830 nt
Organism: Penicillium chermesinum
Lineage: Eukaryota; Fungi; Ascomycota; Eurotiomycetes; Eurotiales; Aspergillaceae
Exons: 6
Coding region: 1-4830 (1609 amino acids)
Biological process (GO): fatty acid biosynthetic process; secondary metabolite biosynthetic process
Molecular function (GO): oxidoreductase activity; fatty acid synthase activity; phosphopantetheine binding
Source: RefSeq, a predicted model, not a curated record